Closterium sp. NIES-65 is the source of this 1356-nucleotide messenger RNA. The record is from the annotation of a GenBank genome assembly. Lineage: Eukaryota; Viridiplantae; Streptophyta; Zygnematophyceae; Desmidiales; Closteriaceae.
AUGAUCCGUGAGUGCCCCCUGCUUUCCGAUCGAAGGACUCGGGUGAUAUAUGGGAGGGGAGAUAUGGAAGAGGGAGAGGAGGGAGAGGUAGGGAUGGAGGGCGCAGAGGGGUUUGCAACAGGGGAGGAAGGAGAUCCAGAUGGAGAGGAGUCAGAAGAAGACGAGGAGGAAGAGGCUGAUAGUGAUGGGGAGGAUGAUGACGAUGACCAAGAUGAUGGCAAUGAUGACGAUGACCAAGAUGAUGGCAAUGAUGACGAUGAGGAGGAAGAGGAAACUGAAGAUAGUGCGGAGGGAGAGGGCGAGGGAGAUGAGAGUGAGGAGGGAGCACGCCAGCGGCAGCUGGCGAGAGCCGCGUCGCUCGCCGUAUCUUCCGCCACAUCUUCCGCCGCACCGUCCAUCGCUGCAUUUGGAAGCCGUAGUUUCGGGAUCGGGUCGCCGUCGCCGAUUUCCGCGUGGCAAGCGCACCUGUUGCCACGUGUCUUCAACGUGGCAUCAUCGUCACCUCAACCAACCGCUGUCGUGGGAAAUGCACACUCUACCCUCUCUCCGUCACUAUUGCGAUCACCAUCGCCUUCAGCACCGCUGCUCCAGCCUGGAAUGAUUGCCUUGAGAACCCGUUCGCCUCUCAUCCCAUCCUCCUCGCUUAUCUCUAGCCAUGGCCUUGCCACGUCAGCCACAUCCACACCAGCUGCUGCAGCCACGUCAGCCACAUCCACACCAGCUGCUGCAGCCACGUCAGCCACAUCCACACCAGCUGCUGCAGCCACGUCAGCCACAUCCACACCAGCUGCUGCAGUCACGCCAGCUUCAUCAACAUCAGCAUCACCACCAUCAACAUCAGCAGCAGCUGGAGCAGAAGGUGCAGUGUCAACAGGGGGGGUUGGAGUCGCAGCAGCUGGGGAGCCGGGAGUGGGGAAUGGGAGGAUCCGGGUGAAGACAAAAGCGCUGACGAAACAAGCAAAGCACAUCAUGAAUAUCCUGGAUGCAGAGGCCACGGGUGUCCUGCGAGAGCAACGGAACAUGCCAGACUUCAAGCCGGGGGACGUUCUAUCCAUGAAGAUUGAGGUGCCUGAGAACAAACGGCGCACGUCAAUAGUGAAGGGCAUCGUCAUUGCGCGCAGGAACGCCGGCAUCGGCUCCACUUUCCGCAUCCGCCGCAUGCUGGCAGGCGUCGGCGUCGAGAUGUCCUUCCCUCUGUACUCUCCCAACAUCAAGGAGAUAACGGUGAUAGGAACUCGGAAGGCGUCGGUCUGCCACGCACUCGCCACGCAAUCUGUCCCUCCCUUCCCUUGUCCGCCAUCUCAACAAAAUCUUCAAGGCAGCACCGACGGUGGUGAUGGGGCUAGCUCUUGUUGA